AAAUCUGAACCUUAAUCAAUCCUAAUUAAUCAGUUACAAAGCUUACGCCUUGCAGGUUGCCUACUAUAAAAAUUAAAUUUACCGUUCAUUCUUUGUUUCUUGUUAUCUAGCAAUCAGGUGUUUGUUAGUAUAUGGUUAGUAUUUAGUAUGAUUGUUAGCCAUUGUUAACAUUACGAGUCAGCGUUGCGUUGAUAUUGUGAUUUAAGUUUCAAUAAGUCUCUAACAGUCUAAUAAGUGUUGUGGGUGUUGUGAAAAUGGCGAAGAUGCUCAACACGGUGUUGUUCAUUUUAAUAUUUUUUUGUGUUAAUGGGGAACCAAUUAAUGAAACCAAUGAGAAUUACACCCCUCACAUUUGGGGUAUACUGAAUUAUUUCAAUACUGAUCCUAAUCGAAUAUACAAUUACAACGUUGGAGUUUUAGAAAAUGCGCAAAAGACUGAAAAAGGCUUAUUUUUACAAAUCGAAGUUCAAGUAGAAUGUCGCCUUAAUCCAAACGAUCCUCGAUGUGGGCCCAAAGUGCACACAUGUGAGGCAUUCAUUGAAAAAAUAGAAGGAAUUGACAGGUAUGAAAUAUUGCCAGGGGCUAUCUGCCAUCCCAAAUAUGAACCCACUGAAAGGGGUGAAUUAAAUGGAGAAGUCCCUGUACAAAGAAGUUCUGUGCUGCAGGUUAAUGAGGAGCCCACAAGCUCAGUUCAAGCAAGCAAUGAAGCUUCGCCAUCAGGUGAAAUUUCUGACGAGUUCGUAGCUGUACGCCGCAAUUCUAAUCAGUGUUUGGGAUGUGUUAUUGAUCUUGAUAAAAAUGUGGAAGGAUUACCUGAUUUAAUAACAACUGCAUUAAAACAUCUCGAAUCAGAGCGCGAAAACAAACAUGUACUCUUAAAUGUAUUAAGGGUACAACAACAAGUUGUAGCUGGAAUUAAGUACAUUCUUUUACUUGAGGUAGCCCCUACUGUAUGUGCUAAAGAUGUAAAUACAGUAACCCCAGAGUUGUGCCCAUUAAAUACCAAUGUACCAUCUCAAAUAUGCCAUAUAACAUAUUGGCAAAAGCCAUGGAUAAGUUUGCAAAAGCACAUAAUUGCAAAUAAUUGUACAGUAUCGCAAGAAUUCACUGACACUACUAAUCCCACAUUUCCUAAUACUCCAAAACGUCGGUAUCCAGAAGAUAUAGAUAAUGAAAUCGAAAUUACAAAUGCUUACGGUAAUCGAUACCCUUCAAAGAUUAUCGAUAAAGAGCCUAACAAUGUGCCUAAUUUUGACGAAAUAGCGAAUUCAGGCCGUUUUGACAUUGAAAAUUCUGACUUCAUAAGCCCAUCAGCUCUUGCCAAUAUAGAGUCCCAAAUUGAGUUUCACAAGACUCCUAAACAAGUACAGUCCGUUGAAAAUGAAAACACUGCAAAACCACAAAGUUCUGAGGGUCCUGCAGAAUCACCUUCUGGUGAAGUUCAAGUACAACAAAUUGACUCAAUCCCCAACAAUAAUGGAGAAGUGAUCAGCAACAACAGUUCUACCAGUAGUGCUUUAAAGCUUGAAGAUGUUCAAACGCAAUUGAGAGAAAGUACGAUUCCUGUAGACCACCAAAGAAGAAAAAGGUCACCAGCUGGUUCAACGAAAACAUCAUUCAAAAAAAGUAAUCCUUACAAUAAGCAGUGGCUCAGAAUGUUAGCCAAAUUUGUAGUUGAAGAAAAGCUUGGCCCAAAUAGAUGUGAUGUUGUAGAAGUUUUGUACCCAAAACAACAGAAAAAUGAGAAACUUGGAGGAGUUGUUUACUCAUUUUUAAUAAACUUGAAGAAAUCAAAAUCUGAAGAAAUGGAAUCAUGUAAAACAAAAGUAUUAAUUCCAAACGACAAGUCAGAGAGGGAAAUAUUGAAGUUCAAAUGUUAUGAUAACAAAAAUAAAGGCAACAAGAAACUAUCCAGAGUUCCCAGACAAAUACCAGGGGGUGUUUGGGAUGUGUCAGUAUCAGACCCAAUUAUAAACGAUCUUGCUCAUAGUUCUCUAAUGCAACUUAAUCUACAAUCGAGCCGGCCGAACAGGCUCAAAGUUAUAGAGAUUAUUUCUGCACAAAAGCAGGUUGUUGCAGGUCUUCUUUAUCACAUCAAGACCAAGGUCGUUUCAACUGAGUGCAGCCCUAAUGAUCUUCAGGAUUCUCACCAGUGUAUUGAACUAGUAGGAGAAGGCCCAUCUAUCUGUGAAAUUACCAUCUGGGAUAGACCAUGGAUACAUGACGGUCGAGAAGUUAAUAUUACUUGUGAUGACGACCAAGUACAGCAUUCUUUUAAAACCAGUAGUGUCCGACACAAAGAAAAAAGAUCUAUAGAAUCUAAUAAAAAUGAACAUAAUUCGUUAAAAUAUGAAGAUCUAUUUGAUCACUUUGUAAUCACUUUCAGUAAGAACUAUGCUGACGAAAAAGAGUACAAUUACCGUUUUAAUGUUUUCAAAGAAAACAUGAAAUACGUCCAUCUGUUAAACAAGUACGAGCAGGGCACGGGUAGAUAUGGGAUAACAAUGUUUGCAGAUUUGACUCAAGAUGAAUUCAGAAAAUAUAAAGGAUUUCGAAUAGAUUUGAAGAAUCAUAACGAAGUCGGAAACAGUUGGGCCGAAAUACCGAACACAGUGGAGCUACCUAUCGAAUUCGAUUGGAGAACUAAGGGAGCUGUGACUGAAGUAAAAAAUCAGGGCACAUGUGGCAGUUGCUGGGCCUUUAGCGUAACCGGCAAUGUCGAAGGUCAGUUUGCCAUAAAAAAUGGGAAAUUACUGGAAUUUUCUGAACAAGAACUAGUGGACUGUGACACGAUAGAUGAAGGUUGCAACGGAGGACUAAUGGAUAAUGCUUACCGCUCGAUAGAAAAACUUGGUGGUUUGGAAACAGAAAGCGAUUACCCGUAUGAAGGCGAACAAGAGAAAUGCCAUUUCAGGAGCAGUUUGACUAAAGUAAAAGUUUCAGGGGCCGUCAACAUUAGCACCAACGAAACAGAUAUGGCCAAAUGGUUGGUUAAGAACGGCCCCAUAUCCAUUGCCAUUAACGCGAACGCUAUGCAAUUCUACUUGGGGGGCGUUUCUCACCCCUGGAAGUUUUUAUGUGAUCCUAAAAGUUUAGACCACGGAGUGCUCAUUGUCGGUUAUGGGAUGCAUAAAUAUCCGUACUUAAAGAAAACGUUGCCCUACUGGAUCGUUAAGAAUUCGUGGGGUAAGAGUUGGGGAGAACAAGGUUAUUAUCUGGUUUAUCGCGGCGAUGGCACUUGCGGGCUUAAUCAGACUCCGUCCAGCGCUAUUGUGGAAUAAUUGAGUAAAAGUUCUUAAAGAUGGCUCUCUCCUUUUUUCAAACUAAGCAAUACUCGAAUUAUAUAUAUAAGUGCAUAAUUAUUAUAAUCAGUCUUUCAGGUAGUACGUACCUACAUAAUUAACUAUUAUUAAUUCAUUAAUAUUCCGUAGAAUAGCAAACUAUUUUUCUACUAACUUGUUAAGUUUUCAAAAUGCUUCUGAAAAACAGUCGCAAUUGUGGGAUAACAGUAUAAAAUAAAAUUAAAAUGGAAUAAGUACUUUAGGUUGUGAUUCUGAUAGGUUACUUCAAUCCACUGGUUAAAAAUUAUUGUGUGAUAUUUUAUUAUGUUUAGUAGCUAGCUUUUGUUUAGUUUAAUUGAAAAUUCUAUUUGUUUUUUUGUUAAAAAUGUGGAAGAAAUUUUUGAUCUGUAGGGUUCAUCUUUGUUGCAUAUUUAAAAAAAGAAAUUUGUUAAGUUUUUAAAAUUUUGACUUUCAAAUUUCCACGUUUUUCUGCAAUACCGUAAUAAUUGUUAAAUUAUUAGUCGUUUUUUAAUAUUACCGAAAAUAUACCAAAAUUCUGGUAAUGUACUUAUGAAUAUAUUGUGUAAAAGUAUAAUUACACAACUCAAAAUGAUUGUCUUUCUUGGUGGCGGUUAAAACAAUUAAUAUUUUGAAUUACUUUUAUUCAUAAAAUAUGUUGGGCUUACCAAAGAAACGUGCCAUGUUAUUGUUAAUUAUUUAUAAUGAGUAUUUAUAUAAAUUAUAUUCAGUUAUAUUAUUAAAUCCUCCGUAUAUACAUCGCCACUACAAGAAUUUCAGUACAAUUUACAUAAAAGUAUAACGAAUUGUUCUCUUUUAUUACUCAUAAUAAUUUUAUGUAAUAAAAAAGAAAUAUUACUUAAAUAUGUAAUAAAUGCAAGAAAAACUAUUAUUAAAGUAAUCUUGAAUGUAUGUAUAAUAUGUAUGGAAUCAUUGCUAAAUUGAGCAAUUUAGCUAAGCUACUUACUAAAAGGGAAUAUAUCACUUAAUCUGUUUUUUGUUGUAGUAGAUUUUUAUAUAAACUAACAAUAAAUGUUUAGAUAACCGA
This is a messenger RNA of Agrilus planipennis (emerald ash borer), 4347 nucleotides long. RefSeq lists its product as uncharacterized. The transcript has 6 exons. Bases 255 to 3281 code for a protein of 1008 amino acids. NCBI's taxonomy places the organism in Eukaryota, Metazoa, Arthropoda, Insecta, Coleoptera, Buprestidae. The record is from RefSeq and is a predicted model, not a curated record. Gene Ontology annotation, cellular component: lysosome. Gene Ontology annotation, molecular function: cysteine-type endopeptidase activity; cysteine-type endopeptidase inhibitor activity.